AUGCAGUUCCGGAUGCUACAGUGCCAGUGUCGGUGCCUCCUGGGCACUGUACGUAUUCAGGUUUUUAAUGCGAAAACAGCAGAGCUCCUGAGUCACCAUCAAGUUGAGAUACAGCAGAAAUUCCCUAAAGAAGGAUGGGUGGAACAAGAUCCGAAGGAAAUACUAAAGUCUGUCCAUGAAUGUGUGGAAAGGACCUGUGAGAAACUGCAACAGCUGAACAUAGACAUCACUAACAUAAAAGCCAUUGGAGUCAGCAAUCAGAGAGAAACAACAGUGGUUUGGGACAAGACAACUGGAGAACCUCUUUAUAAUGCUAUUGUGUGGCUUGACCUGAGAACCCAGUCAACAGUUGAACGGCUUCUUAAAAGAAUUCCAGGAAAAAACAAAUCAUUUUUUAAGUUUAGGACUGGUCUUCCACUUAGCACUUACUUUAGUGCAGUGAAACUUCGAUGGCUUUUGGAUAAUGUGGAAGAGAUUAGGCAAGCAGUUGAUGAUGGAAGAGCUAUGUUUGGGACUAUUGAUUCAUGGCUUAUAUGGAGUUUGACAGGGGGAAAGAAUGGAGGCGUUCACUGUACAGAUGUAACCAAUGCCAGUAGGACAAUGUUGUUCAACAUUCAUUCCUUGGAAUGGGAUCCUGAGCUCUGCCAGUUCUUUGAUAUUCCUGUGGAAAUACUCCCAAAAGUACGAAGCUCAUCUGAGAUUUAUGGCUUGAUGAAAAUCUGUCCUAGCCUGAAAUCUGGAGCUUUGACAGGUGUACCAAUUUCUGGGUGCUUGGGUGACCAGUCUGCUGCUCUUGUUGGGCAAAUGUGUUUUCAAGAUGGGCAGGCAAAGAAUACGUAUGGAACAGGAUGUUUCUUGCUGUGCAAUACAGGUCAGAAGUCUGUGUUUUCUCAGCAUGGUCUUCUAACCACCAUAGCUUACAAACUGGGGAGAGACAAACCUGUUUGUUAUGCACUAGAGGGAUCUGUUGCAAUAGCUGGUGCUGUUGUCCGUUGGCUGAGGGACAAUCUCGGUAUCGUUAAGACUGCACAGGAAGUUGAAAAACUGGCCGCAGAAGCGGGGACUUCUUAUGGCUGCUACUUUGUGCCAGCAUUUUCAGGACUGUAUGCACCAUACUGGGAACCCAGUGCAAGGGGUAUUAUCUGUGGCCUUACUCAGUUUACAAAUAAAAAACACAUUGCCUUUGCUGCACUAGAAGCUGUCUGCUUUCAAACACGAGAGAUUUUAGAUGCCAUGAACAAGGACUGCGGGAUACCACUAAAUCAGUUACAAGUAGAUGGAGGAAUGACCAAUAACAAAGUCCUCAUGCAACUCCAAUCAGACAUUCUUUGUAUUCCAGUAGUAAAGCCAUCAAUGCCAGAAACAACAGCUCUAGGAGCUGCUAUGGCAGCAGGAGCUGCAGAAGGAGUUGGAAUUUGGAGUCUGAAUCCUGGAGAUUUGACAGCAGUGACAUGUGAACGAUUUGAACCACAGAUCAACCCAGAGGAAAGUGAAUUUCGCUAUGCCAGAUGGAAGAAAGCUGUGAUGAAAUCUAUGGGCUGGGAGACAUCUGAAGCUCCUUCAAAUGGUGACACUAGUAUCUUCUGUAGUCUGCCUUUGGGUUUUUUUAUUAUGAGUAGCAUGAUAAUGUUAAUCGGAGCAAAGUUCGUCUCAGGUCAGGUUCUUCAUCUCAUGGAGGAUACCUAAAAUAAUAUAAAGAUCAGUGUUAAGUGGGCAGAUAAGCAACUUAAAUUCUGGGUUUAUUGCUUUUUAAAAAUAACUAAUCAGUAACCUACAUAUAAAUAUCUAAACUUGCACUGUUGGAACUCAUUAAAAAAAGAUACUUUUUUUUCUCCCUUCUCUAAGCUUGUCAGUUCCUUUCUGACUCACAAGUGAAAAACAUACUCAACUCACUCUGGCCUUCAGAACCCAUUGUCAUCCUUGUUCUCAGAUAACAGUAACUAUUGAUAAAGUUAUAUAUAUUACACAUACUGUAUAUAGAGUUACUAUAUAUAUCAAUAUAAUUACUUUAUGUACCAAUAUAGUGGUAUAUUUACACGGUAUAAGCCUGGACACAGGAGAAGUUGCAAGAAAUUUCCAGCUCUUACUUGUUUUUAAAAUUAUGAUGUCUAAAUAGGAAUAGCAUCAGUAAUGAUACAUACAGGUUGUAGUCUUGCUCAGCUGUGUGUUAGGGUAGACCAUGAUGUAUAGAGUUUGUGUUGCUGAUUGGAGCAGGGCUGCUUCCCCACUAGACAUUUACUCUGGUAAAUAUCCUUUUGCUUUUAAAAGUUGCAACUAGCUGACAAGACUUUCCUUCUAAUUCAGUACAGGAACUUCAUUAAUUCAUUACAUUUUAUCUUUUAAUGAAACACUGGAACUCCAUCACAGUCAUCAGUAUAGUAGGUUCGAGGAUUGAAUCUACUGAGAAUUGAAUUCAUCCUUCAUGUGCUGAAACAGCAGUAAGUCUUGCAUAGCAACAGUGCUGUUGUUGAACAUGUCUCUGUAGGGCAGGGCCAUGAUUUUACAACUACUAAAAGGCAAAGGAAAAAUCUGCUGUGGCAGAGAACACUAACACUAACAUGGCAAAAAAAUUUACAGAACUGCUAAACUAACUGCCUUUUCAUGCAGCACCUGACUAAAGGGCAAUGCUGUAUUUCAUCGUAUCAUUUCAAAAUUUAAUCAAAUCAGGUCAAUUACUUGUACCUUAUUUUAUGAUCUUCAUUCUUCUUUUCCAGGGGAAAAAGGGCCAAUAUUUUGUUCUAUUUCACUAUUGAAGCAAGUUGUAUGUAGCAACUGGAGUUCUUAGGCUAAGAUUCUGAUUUUUACACUAGUUUUCGAAGUGGACAUCUGAGAGAUUUCAACAUAUGCUGUAGCUGUACUUAUUGGAGAGAGUUAACUGAAAGCGGUACUAUAUUUUAUUAGACUCAAAUUUAAAGAAAUGCCUCUGCAUGCUUAAAUUCGCACCUCUAAGGUACAAGUGGUGAUUGGCUAUAUACAGGAUCUUAUGUGACAUCUGGGGUAUAAAGUUCUUUGACUUUAUUCUCACAAAAUAAAGUGUCAGUGCUGGUGGUAAUACUAUAUUCUUCCUGCUUAAAUACUCUUCAGGUGUUUUUUCUAAGAUUCUAUUUGUCCUUUUUAGUUUCUUGUGUUGUGAUAGUUACUGCCAAAUUGCAUGCUAGUUUACAUCUAGGGAUCACUAUGUGGUUCUGCAAGUUAGUUGCAAUAAUAUUACCCAAAUUUCUGAAAGCUGAGCUCAUAUUCAGAAAAAAAUAAGCUUAGAGUAUCUUCCUUCAGUUCUUCUACUUGUUAAAAAUUUACCCAUCUUAAUAGUGUGGUCUCUUCUCCUACUCUAUGCAGAUCCCACACACUGAAGUGCUGGCUUAUCUGGUGUUGCUGGUUAUACUGAAUUCCUCUUACAGCUCAGCUCUGUUAUAGAGUGUUAUUAAAGUUUUAGAGUAAAUUCAGUGUUGCUAAUGCACAUUCUUUC
Athene cunicularia (burrowing owl) is the source of this 3466-nucleotide messenger RNA. RefSeq names its product glycerol kinase (gene GK). Gene Ontology annotation, biological process: glycerol-3-phosphate biosynthetic process; triglyceride metabolic process; glycerol metabolic process. Lineage: Eukaryota; Metazoa; Chordata; Aves; Strigiformes; Strigidae. The transcript is spliced from 21 exons. Gene Ontology annotation, cellular component: mitochondrion. The coding region runs from base 1 to 1686 and encodes 561 amino acids. The record is from RefSeq and is a predicted model, not a curated record. Gene Ontology annotation, molecular function: glycerol kinase activity.